GCGGGGUGAGGCCAGGGGAGCCUCGCAAAGCGGAGAUUGCCCUUGUGUCUCGAGCCGGGAAGCGGCUGGGAACGGAGCAGCCUCGCCGCUGCACCCGCCAGCAGCGGGACGAUACGGGACGGGACAGGCGAGCGGAGCGGAGGGCAGGCGCUGCGCUGAGGGCGAGCGGAACCACCGGGGGCAGCCGGCACCGCUCCGUGGGGGGAACCUGCUAGGCAGCGGCGGAGAGCGCCGCUCCCCCCCUCCUCCCUCCCCAAUCCACCCCCGCGACCCUGGUCCUCCUCCUCCUCCUCCUCCUCCUCCUCCUCCUCCUCACCCCACUGGAUACAGCGAGGGAGACACUGCGGCGGAGGCGGCGGCGGCUCCUGCGGGGGGAAGGAAGCGCCCGGAGAGCGGAGCGGCGGGAGGCUGCGGAUCUGCGUGCCUGGCGCCCACCCAGCCCGAGGGGAGCCCCCAGCAUGCGGCUGAAGCCCGGCGCGCUCCUGCGCUUCUACAGCCUCUGCGGGAUCCUCAUACAAGUGGCUGCUACAAAGAACAGAGCUAGAGGUAGCCAAGGGCAGUUUCCGCUUACACAGAAUGUCACAGUUGUUGAAGGGGGAACGGCAAAUUUGACCUGCAGGGUCGAUCAAAACGAUAACACCUCCCUCCAGUGGUCAAAUCCAGCUCAACAGACACUGUACUUCGACGACAAGAAAGCUCUACGGGACAACAGAAUUGAGCUGGUUCGAGCUUCGUGGCAUGAACUGAGUAUCAGUGUCAGCGAUGUGUCUCUGUCAGAUGAAGGGCAGUACACCUGCUCUUUAUUUACUAUGCCUGUCAAAACCUCCAAGGCUUUUCUUACCGUUCUUGGUGUUCCUGAGAAGCCACAAAUUACUGGAUUUACUUCACCAGUUAUGGAAGGCGAGAGAAUGCAGCUAACUUGCAAGACAUCUGGUAGCAAGCCAGCAGCUGAUAUCAGAUGGUUCAAGAAUGACAAAGAAGUUAAAGAUGUUAAAUAUUUAAAAGAAGAAGAUGCAACUCGUAAAACAUUCACAGUCAGCAGCACACUGGAUUUCCUUGCAGAUCGCAAUGAUGAUGGUGCAGUUGUGAGCUGCAGAGUAGAUCACGAAUCCCUAAAUGCUACACCUCAAAUAGCAAUGCAAGUUCUAGAAAUACACUAUACACCUUUAGUUAAAAUCAUUUCUUCUAAUUCGUGGCCUGAAGAAGGACAAUCUAUAAUUUUGACUUGUGAAUCCAAAGGAAAACCAGUGCCAGAACCAGUACUGUGGACAAAGGAUGGUGGAGAACUACCAGAUCCAGAGCGAAUGGUUGUCAACGGCAGAGUCCUCAGCAUCAGUUUCCUAAACAAAACAGACAAUGGCACAUAUCGAUGUGAAGCAAAAAACCCAAUUGGCCGAAACAGCACAGAAUAUGUUCUGAUAGUACAUGAUGUUUUCAACACUUUGCUUCCCACUACUGUCAUCCCCUCCCUUACCACUGCAACAGUCACAACCACUGUAGCCUUAACAGCCAGCACAACCACAUCGGCAAGAGCCAUCAGCACCAGAGAUCCAAAUGCUUUGGCUGGACAGACCGGACCUGACCACGCUCUAAUAGGAGGAAUAGUGGCUGUAGUUGUCUUUGUAACGCUAUGUUCUAUAAUUCUCCUUGGUCGAUACCUGGCAAGACAUAAAGGAACAUAUUUAACAAACGAAGCAAAAGGAGCUGAAGAUGCACCUGAUGCCGACACAGCCAUUAUCAAUGCAGAAGGCAGCCAAGUCAAUGCAGAGGAGAAAAAGGAGUAUUUCAUUUAGAUACAGAACUAGAAUCUUGGAGUUUUACUUAUCAGGCUGAAUGGUGGAGAAAACUGGCUAUCAUUUUUCAGACUUCAUUUCUGCCAUAUUCUGCUAUCUUUAUUAACUUGCAUACCUGCUCUAAGUAGCCAGUUUAUACCAACAAUCAGCUCUUGACAUCCCCAUUCUAUAAUUGCAGCAUCGUGUAUAAAGCAGGACAUUUCUUAUUGCCUAAAAUCCAUAUCCACUGCUCUCUUAACAUACAGUGCUUGAAUAUACAGCCUUAACAAUGUUAAUCAUCAUCUUAAUUCAAGUUUUCUACAUUUUUAAAUGUUAUACAGCUUUCUUCGUUUUCAGUUUCUUUUACCAUGAUCCCUACUAGUAUGUCAUAGAAGAAUAUUCAUAACAAAUACUAUUAGGUAAGGACCUAAUUUACUUACAUAAAAUGUUAAGUCUAAGACUAGAGGUUUACAAAGAAUGUUUUAUAUAUGUCUAUAAUUAAAAAAGCAACUUGUUUUUGAGACAUAUGCCCUAGGAAAUACAAACAGAAGUCUUUGUAGAAUAGUUUUUUGUGUGCUUGGAUUUGGUGGGAUAAAAAACAACUAUCCAUCUACUAAAUUUUUUGUUUUGCUUUGCUUUGCUUUAUUAUGUUUUAAAUGGUACCUUGACAGCAGUGCCAUGUUUCAGUGGUAAAAUCAUGCUGAAUAGCUAAACUGAUUCUGCAAAUUUAGAUAAUAGUGCUUCAUUUGAAACAAAUUUGUCUUUCCAUUCUACUGCUUUUUUGGGAUUACAACAAUUAGAGAUUUGUUUUGUGUGUGAGUAAUUUCUGUUUUUGUAAUUUAUUUGCUUUUCAUGGACUCACCUGCCUACUCAAAUUUGAAGCGUUCAUAGGGCAUGACUGCAAGACAUUUUAGUAUAUGUAUAUAGUGCAUAUAAUAAAUUCAAUUAAACAUUGUUUGAUACAUAUUUAACUUUUUUGGCAGUAGCUAAGUCAGUCACAAGUAGGCAUUUUCUAAUGUCCAUUAUAUCCCUUUAGAUAUGACUCAAAUAAAUAUUCUGAGUAGGUAACAUGUAUAAGUAUUUUUUUUGUCUGUAUGUCCUAGCACUGUUCAGCAGCAAACUUUUCUAGUUCUUGUUGGUUUUUCUUUGUUAUACAAUGGAAGCACAAUGUUAUAUGGAAAGGUAGUUUUAUGCUAACAACCAGUGCACAGCCUCAGGUUUUAAAUUACAACCACAUUUGAUUACAAUCCUUAAAAAAUACUAUUGAGUUGCAAAAAUUAUCAGUUUUUAAUUUGGCAGUUCCAGAGCUGCUUCUCUAUGUUGGUUUGCCAAAAAAGAAAAAAAGAAAAAAAAAGAAAAAAAAGAAAAAAAAAAGUAAAAAAAAAAAAGUAAAAAAAAAAAAAUAGAAAUGUUAAAACAAAAGAUAUAUGUUUUGUGUAUACAGUAAAUGGACUAAUUCUUUAUAUUAAAUUCCUGUCUAUGCAUUUUGUGAGGUACAAACUUAUGUCACCGUGAAUGAUAGAGAAUUCCUGCCAUGCUUUUAGCUCCACAGUGAAAGUCUCUGUUUGGAUUAUUUCUGAAUUUUUUUGUGUAAUUGACAGCUGAAAAACACAUGCUCUUAACUGCGACAACAAAACACUGUAAGCCCAUUGGCUUAUUUCCUCUUCCAAUGAAGUAACAAGGUUGCCAUAACAGCUCUUAGUAAUGAUUCUACACUGGAGAAUGCAAGUUAGUCUAGAUGGAGUUUGUUGUACUCCUGAGUUUUGCACCUUUGACAAAAGAAUAUUUCUCUCUGGUUGCUGUACUUGUUUGUGAAGCCUAAAAGCAUGAUGGUCUACUGUAAAGGACUUUCUCCUGGGAUUUUAUUUUUGUGUGGGAAAGGGAGAGUUUGGAAUAUGACAUCAUGUAGUAUGGAAAAAUGGAAGAUAAAGGUGCUGUGUCAGAUUAUUUAUCAAAAGAGUAUAAACCUUUUAAGGACAAUACUAGAGUAUUUUAAUUGUUUUUGUUGAAACCUUUAUCUUGUUAAUUUCAAGAAAAAAGGGUGACGUCAAUCAAGCAGCACUUUUUUUCAAAAUAUACAGACAUAAAUAAUAUGAUGUGGUUGAGUGUUAACAUAAUAAAUCAUAUACAGUAUGACAUUUUAAAGAAAUUAGUCUGCAUUGAUGUGAUUGCAUGCUUGUUUUUACAGUUCACUCCAUACCCAUCUGUGGAAAAAUGCAAUAAUAUGUUAAUAUAAUAUGGUAGUUUGAGAGAACCAGGUAGGUGCUACUAGACACAUUGAAAACUAGUAUAGGUUUACAAGAUAUUCAUGUCUUUCAAAACAUACACAUGUAAAAAGGCUGGCAAAGGAAGUCAUUCAGUUAGUACCAAAAAUAUGGAUUCUUGCCACAACUGUAACUCCCAGUUAUCCACAGUAAAGUGUCACACAAUGCAAGGUUUCAUUUCAGUACCUGGGGCCCAACUGAACUAAGCAUCUAAGCACGCACUCAGUGACAGGCAUGGGAGAAGUUCCGUUGAACUGUAAGGCACUAUUCUUACGCAUAAAAAGAAGAGCUUCCCUGGACAAGGGCCUUAUUUGCUCAAGUGGAAUUCCCCAGAAGUAUGAUGUUUAUGCCUUUUUUUAUUCUUCCUAAUUCCAGCUUGUUUGAAUAGUAGAGUUGUUACUUGAACUGUUGCCCGAUGAAGGUCAGGCAGGACCUCCAAAAGCAGGAUUGUUUUGAACCAUUUUCUCCAGCAGUAUAAAAACAGCAUUUAAACUUUGCAAAAAAAAAAAAAAAAAAAAAAAAAAGAUAUGAAUUGGACAGUUGAAAUGUAUUAUUUCAUUGGUUUCCAAUUAAAACUAAUCAUAUGUGCUGAUUUUUAAUGCAGUUGAUCUUCCAUUAUCUUGUACCUUGUGAUGUCACAUCUGUGCAAAGCAGGUGUAAAAACCACAACAAGCAGCCAUAAAUGGCAAAUUCUGACUGGGUAGCACUUCACAAGCCUAUCUAGUCCUCACAGAUUGAAAUUACUGUACCAAGUGUGAAGAGGCAUCAUUCUCUUUUGUAAGCAAAACCAUGCCUCAAAGCUAAUGAUUUUUAGUAGGCUGGUUUUUAAACCAGUUUUCUGUUUCCUUUAGUCAAGAUCCCAUUCUGAAAGAUUGCUUUGAAGAUGGCUGCAAGGUACCCAGCAAAUGCAUGAAAUGGAGUCUCUGAAUGGGAAGACAUUAGCCAAAAUAUAUGUGACACCCUCUCCCUCACUCCCAUGCAGAGUAGUUUUCUCAAAACCAGGUAGCUAGUUUCUGCCAGUGUACUGUUUACAAUGUCAGUUGCUGAUUAUUUCUACACUUUUAAAUGUUGUUUUUUUUUUUUUUUUUUUUUUUUAAUUUCUUUUUUUCCAAUGUUUGAAGAACAUUCUCAUGAUUUGGACAAGAAAGCUGUGCAUCAGAAGACAAGGGGUGCAUCCUCACACUCUUUUAGCAUCAUCAGACAAAUCAAGAAACAGUUUAGGGAACCUGAUGUUGAAUUUUGAGGCUCAGAAUUUUAAGCUAGAACACGUUAAAAAGCGUUCACAUUUCUUAGGAGUGGUUCAUCUUGCACUGAGACUCCCUCUAUAAAGGAAUUUGUGGAGAAAACCAACUUUUCUAAAUAAGACAUGAAAGUUAACAUCUUGUGUAUUUUCAUGACAGUAUACUAUACAUAUAUAUAUAUAUAAAACUAUUUCAAUGAAAAGAAAGGACAGAAUCAUCUGUAAUUAUGUAAUUCAUGAUUGUAACAGCACUGAAGUUACCAUGUACGCACAUGUACAGUAGCUCUUUCAGCAGUUACAGCGUAGAUACAUGUACUUCCCUGUAACAUAGCCGUUAUAGUGUAAUUUAGUGCCACUUAUUGUAAAGUGUUACCAAAAGGAAAACAGAGUUCUUACCUUUAUAAUUCCAUUCAAAUUAAAGGUAAGUUUAUUAAAUUAGCGCUGUUAAUCUGAUACAAUAUUUCUUAAUUAAGGAGGUGAUUUAAAACGUCAUGCUCACACUGCAGCUUUCCCCACUGCUUAUCCAGACUCCUCCAAGUAUCUGAUCUCUACACUCCAAGGAACUGGUAAUCUGUGAUGAACAUACCAAAAUCCAGCUACUUCUACUUUAAUUGAAUAAGCUGUAGAAUAGAGAAAAACAAAACAAAAA
Molecule: messenger RNA, 5925 nt
Organism: Tympanuchus pallidicinctus (lesser prairie-chicken)
Lineage: Eukaryota; Metazoa; Chordata; Aves; Galliformes; Phasianidae
Gene: CADM2
Product: cell adhesion molecule 2
Exons: 11
Coding region: 459-1793 (444 amino acids)
Source: RefSeq, a predicted model, not a curated record